AUGGCUUGGCAACCGAGUGGAGAGAACCUGAAGACUCUGGCACAAUGUCUGAAGGAUUCCCUGAGCGCCUUCAAUAAGGCCGCCCAGAAGCAGGCUGAAAUCAUGCUUAACCAAGCAAAAGCUUCGCCCGAUAUCAACAACUACUUGGCCCUGAUCUUCUCGAGCUCGGAACCACCCCAGGAGUUUCCGGCGACCGCUGCAGACUGGCAUGUUGUGCGCUGUGCCGCCGCUCUGAUGCUGAAGAACAACAUCAAGAACAACUAUAACAAGAUUCCAGAACAGAGCUUGGCUCUUGUCAAGUUGGCUGUCCCCUUGGGGCUCCAGGACAAGAACUCACAGAUCCGCAGUCAUGCAGGCACUCUUGCGACUGAGCUGAUCAACAAGGGAGGAAUCUACGGCUGGCCCGAGUUUCUGCCCGAGUUGCUCAAGACGUUGACCAAUGAGUCUGGUCAGGUAACGCCCGAGGCGCAGGAGGGAGCUAUGGCUGCCAUGGCAAAGAUCUGCGAAGAUAAUGCGAAGAUGCUGGAAAGGGAACACAACGGCCAAAGGCCUAUCAACUUUCUCCUUCCAAAGUUUAUUCAGGCAACCAGGAGCGCGGUGCCCAAAGUUCGCGCCCAUGCUCUCACAGCCAUCAAUGUGUUCACCCCUAGGAAGUCGCAGGCCAUGCUGAACUCGAUAGAUGACCUUCUACAGCACCUCUUUGCUCUGGCUGAAGACCCCUCAAUCGAUGUUCGAAAACAGGUUUGCCGCGCUUUUGUGAACCUGGUGGAAACUCGUCCGGACAAGCUUCUGCCACAUAUCGAAGGCCUGGCCAAGUACAUCAUCGCUCAACAAAAGGGCGACGACGAGGAUCUUGCCACUGAGGCUGCCGAGUUCUGGCUGACUGUUGGAGAGCACGAUAACCUGUGGCGGGCCCUGGAACCGUACAUCACAGACAUCAUUCCCGUACUUUUGGAGUGCAUGGUCUACAGUCCCGAGGAUAUUGCCAUACUUGGAGGUGCUUCGGACGAUGAGGAUGAAGAAGACAGGGAGGAGGAUAUCAAGCCACAGUUCGCCAAGAAGAAGCUGACCCGUGCUGCUAACGGAAACACCGCGGCUGAUAUGGCGAAGAACGGAAACGCUUUCGAGAAGGUUGCAAGCAUGGAGGAAGACGACGACGACUUGGAAGAUGGCGAAAUUGACGACAGCGAAUCCGAGGGAGAUGAGAAUCCCGAUGAGAAGUGGACUCUCCGCAAGUGCUCAGCGGCGGCACUUGAUGUAUUUGCUCGCGACUUUGGCGGACCAGUCUUCACCUCUAUUCUACCUUAUUUGCAGAGCAACCUCAAGCACGCGGAUUGGUCUUACAGAGAAGCGGCUGUUCUCGCCCUUGGCGCUGUUGCCGAGGGCUGCAUGGACGUGGUUGUUCCCCACCUUCCAGAAUUGGUGCCGUAUCUUGUUAGUCUCCUCGACGACGAGGAGCCGGUGGUUCGCCAGAUUACCUGCUGGACCCUUGGCCGAUACUCUGCGUGGGCGGUCAGCCUUGUGGAUCAGGCACAAAAGGAGAGAUACUUCCUACCUAUGAUGGACGGAAUUCUCAAGAAGAUGCUUGACAAGAACAAGAACGUUCAGGAGGCUGGUGCCUCUGCUAUGGCAAACCUAGAAGAGAAGGCGGGCAAGGCGCUCGAGCCAUACUGCGGACCCAUCAUCCAGCAAUACAUCCGGUGCUUCGGCAAGUACAAGGAUAAGAAUAUGUGGGUUCUCUAUGACUGCGUUCAGACGCUGGCUGAGCACAUCGGCCCCGUCCUGGCUAGGCCUGAACUUAGCAACCAGUUGAUGCCAGUCCUACUGGAUAGGUGGCAGAAGGUGGGUGAUGAGUCCCGGGAGCUUUUCCCCUUGCUCGAGUGCCUUUCCUACGUCGCUAUGGCCCUUGGCGAUGCCUUCACCCCUUACGCCGAGCCUAUUUUCGGUAGGUGUAUUCGAAUCAUUCAUCAAAACCUGGAGCAGGCCAUGAAGGCCAAGACCAACACCGAUCUUGAUCAACCUGAUGAGGAUUUCCUGGUCACCAGCCUCGAUCUUCUCAGUGCCAUCAUCCAGGCCCUAGACAACGACAAGGCUUCCAAGCUUGUUGCCAACGUCCAGCCAACCUUUUUUGAGCUGAUGGCUCUGUGCAUGGGGGAUCAAUCUGAUGCGGUUCAGCAAUCGGCAUACGCUCUUCUCGGCGAUUGUGCCAAGUACGUCUUUGAACAACUUAAGCCAUUCCUGCCCAACAUCAUGCCGGUCGUUAUCAAGCGCUUGGACAUGGACACUAUCCUGGACGAGGAGGUCGACAACAGCUUCAGCGUAGUCAACAAUGCCUGCUGGAGUGUCGGCGAGAUUGCUCUUCAGUACAAGGCAGGCAUGGCGCCAUUCGUGCCCCAGCUCAUUCAACGAUGUGUUGACAUCCUCUCCAACCCCAGGGUACCCGGAGGUGUCAGCGAAAACGCCGCUAUUGCCUUGGGUAGGUUAGGACUUGACAACGCCGAACUUGUGGCCCCACACCUUGGCAGUUUCGCUGAGGAGUUCCUCGACACAAUGGACGAUGUUGAUCCUUCUGAAGAGAAAGCCACAGCGCUGCGUGGCUUCACUGAGAUGGUUACUCGUAACCCCCAGGCUAUGGAGAACGUUCUACUGCAUUACUUCAGCACAAUUGCCAACUACCAGGAACUUAGCCUGCAGAAGCCCGUUUUGCUUGAGUUGCAUGAAGCCUUCCAGAACGUCAUCAAUGUCUACAAGCAAAUUAUUCCGGGAUUCGGCAACUUUCUCAUGCAAAUGGAAGCCAAGGACCUCGAGCUGCUCCAGAGGCUCUUCGCUCUCUGA
Molecule: messenger RNA, 2835 nt
Organism: Neurospora hispaniola
Lineage: Eukaryota; Fungi; Ascomycota; Sordariomycetes; Sordariales; Sordariaceae
Product: armadillo-type protein
Exons: 3
Coding region: 1-2835 (944 amino acids)
Biological process (GO): protein import into nucleus
Cellular component (GO): cytoplasm; nucleus
Molecular function (GO): nuclear import signal receptor activity; small GTPase binding
Source: RefSeq, a predicted model, not a curated record